AUGCCUGGCGCGAUCAACAUCCCCUCAGCGGACUCUGACCCCACCCUCCAACUCCCACGCAUCCUGUGCCUCCAUGGCGGCGGUGUCAACGCGGCCGUCUUCAAGAUGCAGUGCCGGGCCCUCAUCGCCCGCCUAAAGAAGCACUUCCGCCUCGUCUUCGUCGACGGGCCCUUCAUCUGCAACCCACACCAUGACAUCGUCGCCGUCUACGGCGACCACGGCCCCUUCCGCCGCUGGCUGCGCUGGCUCCCUGAGCACCAGUACGUCGACGCCGAGACGGCCUCGGCCGAGAUCCACUUCCAGCUGCGCAUGGCCAUGGACGACGACGACGCCCUCGGCGCCACCGGCGAGUGGGUCGGCCUGCUGGGUUUCAGCCAGGGCGCCAAGGUCAGCGCGAGCCUGCUCUACACGCAGCAGAUGCUCAAGGAGAAGUACGGCAAGCGCAUCGCCUCGGCCGGCGGCGCGGCGGACUGGAAGUUUGGCGUCCUGCUGGCCGGCCGCGCGCCCCUCAUCGUGCUCGACGACCGGAUAGACGCGCCGCAGGGCGUCGGCGACGCCGCUGAGGCGAGCGUCGACUACCACGACUGGCCCAACGGCUUGUCCAACGACCACGUCCUAAAGGUGCCGACGAUCCACAUACACGGCCUCAAGGACCCCGGCCUGCAGCACCACCGCCGGCUGCUGAAGCAGUACUGCCAGCCGGGGACGGCGCGGCUGGUCGAGUGGGACGGCGCGCAUCGCAUCCCCAUCAAGACGUGGGACGUCGAGGCCGUCGCAUCGCAGAUCCUGGAUUUGGGACGUGAGAUCGGCGUCCUGCCGCCAAAGGAGGAGGGCGCUCUCGAAUAG
Molecule: messenger RNA, 846 nt
Organism: Colletotrichum graminicola M1.001
Lineage: Eukaryota; Fungi; Ascomycota; Sordariomycetes; Glomerellales; Glomerellaceae
Product: citrinin biosynthesis oxidoreductase CtnB
Exons: 1
Coding region: 1-846 (281 amino acids)
Biological process (GO): secondary metabolite biosynthetic process
Cellular component (GO): nucleus; cytoplasm
Source: RefSeq, a predicted model, not a curated record